Molecule: messenger RNA, 491 nt
Organism: Micropterus dolomieu (smallmouth bass)
Lineage: Eukaryota; Metazoa; Chordata; Actinopteri; Centrarchiformes; Centrarchidae
Product: histone H3
Exons: 1
Coding region: 34-444 (136 amino acids)
Cellular component (GO): nucleosome
Molecular function (GO): DNA binding; protein heterodimerization activity; structural constituent of chromatin
Source: RefSeq, a predicted model, not a curated record
UUCUCUGAAGAAGAAAGCUGAGACUCGUCAACAAUGGCCAGGACCAAGCAGACCGCCCGUAAAUCCACCGGAGGAAAAGCUCCCAGGAAGCAGCUGGCCACCAAGGCUGCCCGCAAGAGCGCCCCGGCCACCGGCGGAGUGAAGAAGCCCCACCGCUACAGGCCCGGUACCGUGGCUCUCCGAGAGAUCCGCCGCUACCAGAAGUCCACCGAGCUGCUCAUCCGCAAGCUGCCCUUCCAGCGCCUGGUGAGGGAGAUCGCUCAGGACUUCAAGACCGACCUGCGCUUCCAGAGCUCCGCCGUCAUGGCUCUGCAGGAGGCCAGCGAGGCUUACCUGGUCGGACUCUUCGAGGACACCAACCUGUGCGCCAUCCACGCCAAGAGGGUCACCAUCAUGCCCAAAGACAUACAGCUGGCCCGGCGCAUCCGCGGAGAGAGGGCUUAAACUCGCUCCUCACCUGGAAACAACACAACGGCUCUUUUAAGAGCCAC